This is a messenger RNA of Anopheles coustani, 3154 nucleotides long. It is a transcript of the gene homer, whose product is annotated as homer protein homolog 2. The record is from RefSeq and is a predicted model, not a curated record. Gene Ontology annotation, cellular component: plasma membrane; cytoplasm; dendrite. The coding region runs from base 110 to 1249 and encodes 379 amino acids. Gene Ontology annotation, molecular function: G protein-coupled glutamate receptor binding. NCBI's taxonomy places the organism in Eukaryota, Metazoa, Arthropoda, Insecta, Diptera, Culicidae. Gene Ontology annotation, biological process: regulation of store-operated calcium entry; G protein-coupled glutamate receptor signaling pathway. The transcript has 8 exons.
CAGCGAAAGAAGUCGAAAAGCUGCUUUUCUAUAUCGACGGCGUUGCCUUCAGAGUGUUGUAAAAUAGUUCUCUUCAUGUUAAAAGUCCUAUAGAAACUCGCUGUGCAAAAUGGGGGAGCAACCAAUUUUCACUUGCAACGCUCAUGUGUUCCACAUAGAUCCCAAGACCAAGCGGACCUGGAUAACUGCAAGCUCGAAGGCGAUUGCCGUUAGUUUCUUCUAUGAUUCCUCCCGUAACCUGUAUCGUAUCAUCAGUGUGGAAGGAAGCAAGGCUGUUAUUAAUUCGACAAUUACCCCGAAUAUGACAUUCACCCAAACUUCUCAAAAGUUUGGCCAAUGGAGCGAUGUGCGUGCCAAUACAGUGUACGGGCUUGGUUUUGCAUCGGAAGCUGAGCUUGGUAAGUUUAUAGUUAAAUUUCAAGAGGUUAAAGAAGCCACCAAAGAUGCCCUUAACAAGGCGUCUGCCAACGGUAACUCGGCUGCUGCUUCGGCUAACGCAUCGCCGAUAACGGCACGUGCGUCGGUCAACAGUGGGGAUAUUUUUGAAACUGGAAAUUUGGAACCACCGCUUGCACCGGCAAACAACACCACGACGAGUUGCAAAACCGACAGUCCAUCGCACAACAUCAGUGAAACAAAUGCCAACAACCUAAAUAACGAACUAAAGCAGCUGUCAAUUAAUAACUCGUCGUCUAGCGAUGGUACGGUCACUUCGUCAUCGGAGCAACAACUGAAAUACGAAAAUGAAAGAUUAAAGCUGGCCCUGGCACAAAGUUCUGCUAACGCUAAAAAAUGGGAAAUAGAGUUAGCCACUUUGAAGAGCAACAAUCUACGACUCACCAGUGCUUUGCAGGAGUCAACGGCAAAUGUCGACGAAUGGAAACGCCAGCUACACUCGUACAAGGAGGAAAAUCAACGAUUAAAACUACGUUAUCAGGAUCUAGAGGCUGGUAAGGGUGCUCCCCCGGGCAAUGCCGCUGCGGCUGCUGGUGCCAGCAGCGAGAUCACGGAGGAACUGCGGCGCGAGAUCGUUUCGCUGAAAACGCGCAUCGAGGGACUCGAAGCCGAACUGAUGAACCAAGAGGUGGAGUUGAAGGCCGCAAAUAAAUCGCUGAAGGAUAAGCAAAACGAUCCAAUGCUGAAGCAGAUGAAUACAUUGUGUAAUCAGUUCAAUGCUCAGAUAGCUGAACUUAGUGGCAUUCACAAAGAAAUGGAGAAGCUUAUUCACGCACAGCAUAAAUCUACUUGAGAUACGAAAGUGCCAACAGCAACAACCACCACCACCGCCAGCGCCACCGCCACCGGGGGAAAAGCCAGUACGGUCGAGGAUAAACCAACAUCCUAUGCCAUGCCCACAAAGACCAUGCUCGACAGUGGUGGUAUUACACGGCUGAUUACAUCGCCAGUUUCAGAAAUAGCAGCUACCAGCAGUAUUUUCAACUACCCUACCCAACAACAUAAGAUACCACCAGCCAAACAGGAAGGAAUCGAUGUGUCAACUAAACAAUCGGCACCAGCCAACAAGCAAAUGGCUAACGAAAGAGCAAAGGCGGCACCCGUUGGAGUUCGGUCAGGUUCGACCAUCGUUUUAAUUAGCACUAAAAUAAGUAACCCUGCCGUCGCUACACAACAAGGGGCGCUGAUUAAGACAACCGGAACCCUCUACAACAUGCCGCGGCUCGUUGACGAUCACCGUCAUCUUCCGGUGGCAUCGGAAACGUCUGCGGCAUGUGAGGACGAGGGUGGGGUGGCCGCAACUCAGCAAACCAGCAAAACGGCCACCAUACUGGUGUCGAAGCACAAGACCAAAACCGGACUACCUUUGAUGUUGAAGAAAUCAAAAAAGUAGCCAAAUUAUAUCGAAACUCCACGCAUACAUCGACACACAGACACACACACACCCCCGCACACCCACAUACAUGUUCAUGAAUGACAAACAGGCAUAAAAAUCUCAGCGACUCUAAUCUUACCAAACUUACCCCCGCUGGCUACAGCGCACGUCUCGCCCGGUAUGGCCCACUCGAAAAACCACAUGUGCUUUUGGAAAAGCGCCAACCACAAACCCUUUGACCCUCUACGCAGGAAUCUCUUAUGCACGGUUGUGCGAUGUUGGUAAAACACUGAUCUAUCUAAACCCAAUAGUAUUGCCAAUCGACUCAACCUUUUCCUGUUUCACUUGCGAGUGUACAGAUUUUAAGUAUUGUCUUUUAUAGUUUAUUGACUUUCUUUUACUCUUUUUUGAGCACGAAAAGGAAAAGAUUUUUAUUUUUAAUUUUUACAUUCCACAAAAUGCCAUGAUGGUUGCCAGUAUUUGUUCGUGUGCCCCUGGGAGCUUCCCUAGACAAGAAAGAAUAUCUACCCGCAAAGUUUAUUGUACCAGUAUUUCUGUUUUUGUUUUAAAAUUUCUUUACACGAACAUUCUAGAACCCUCGUAAUUCUUAAAGCUGCGUAACACAACAAAGCACAAAAACCGCAGUGAACAGGUACGAUUAAGAAACACCAAAGAUUAUGUUUAUGUUAAGAAAUUCUACAAUACCAUGAAACUCAACUUAGGGGUCUAAGCUAAUGACAAAGAGGGAGAGCUUCUGUUUUAUUUUAAACCACAAUGCAUAAACAACAUUUACCCUUACCGAAGUGUGGGCGCCUGUAUCGUAUUUUAAGUUAGCUUUAGUGGAAUAGUGAAAAAUGCGCUUCAAUUCGAACGUCGAACAUAGUGGACACCAUUCCAAUCUCAUCCCAACGCGGCGAAGGAUAUAAUCAGAAUAAACACAAACGCAUAGGUGACAGAUCCAUUUUAUCCAAGUAAGCGAUUAAAAUGGUAUUCUAGUGAAACGAUGAUCAAAAUGUAAACAAAAAGAGUACGAAUUAACCGUUGCAAACAAAUUGGUUAGAGUUGAAGGGAAGGACGAGAUAUGUGAGCCAUUAGAGAAGGUAAUAGAAAAGUAUUUGCAUAUAGAGAUAGAGAGCGUAUGUAGUUGGAAGAAGGAGGUAUGAUGUGGAGAAGGGAAGCUAUAGCAAUUGUUGAAAAAAAAUCCCCCGAUAUACUCUCCACCCUUUUUGCGUAAGUAAGCCUAAAUAAUUGAAGACUAUAGUACUACUGUGGUACAUCGUUUAUCGUUUUAAUAAUGACUCAUCUCGAAGGCAGCUCCAGAAA